This is a messenger RNA of Microthlaspi erraticum, 4794 nucleotides long. The record is from the annotation of a GenBank genome assembly. NCBI's taxonomy places the organism in Eukaryota, Viridiplantae, Streptophyta, Magnoliopsida, Brassicales, Brassicaceae.
AUGGAAGGAAAGGUGGCUAGACCUAGAGGUAGGCCGAGGAAACGCCCAAGGCCGGAGGAUAAGAAUGGGGCCUCUAGCCGAGGGAAGAGGCCAGUUUUUGAGAUGAAAUCGACUGUGCCAAUAUCCCUUAUUGGUCGUUAUGUGUUGAAAGAUUUCGACGACAGUAGAGUUUCUCUUGGGAAGAUAGUUUCGUACAGUUCUGGGUUUUACAGAGUUGAAUAUGAGGAUGGUGAUGGAGAGGAUUUGGAAACUCGUUAUCUUCGCCAGUUGAUUAUUGAGGAUAGUUACUUUGAUGGUGAAUUACGUGCUAGGAGAAGUAAACUAGAAAAAUCUAUAGUGAAGAAGGGAAAAAAGAAGAAAUCUGAUAACCUGGAGAAGAAAGGGGUUGAGCUGCAAACUCAGGUUAAUGGAGUUGAGGUGCCCACAGCUACUAGCCCAUGUUCUGUGGCAGAAGUUGAAGGUGGUUAUUCAUCUUGUGGUUUGCCUGAGUGUGAAGAUAACGUAGAUCCAGAUAUCGAAACUACGUCUACUCUUGUUCCAGUUCCACCAGUGGAUUUGCCUUCUUCAUCAGGAACAAUUGGUAUCCCUGAGGAGGCUGUAAUGCAUUUAUUAUCUGUGUACGGGUUCUUAAGAUCAUUCAGUGUUCAGUUAUAUAUCUGCCCAUUUGGAUUGGAUGAUUUUGUGGGAGCGUUGAAUUUCUUAGGACCUAAUUCUUUGCUGGAUGCCAUUCAUGUUGCCCUCAUGCGGGGACUGAAGGGUCGGCUUGAGAGGCUCUCCUCAGAAGGGUCUGAAGUGGCUUCAAAUUGCUUGAGGUGCAUUGAUUGGAGCUUGCUCGAUGCGCUAACUUGGCCUGUUUAUUUGGUUCAGUACGUUGCUGCCAUGGGACAUGCAAGUGGGGCUCAGUGGAGAGAUAUUUAUGAUUUUGUUGUGGAGAAAGAGUACUAUUCUUUACCCGUAGUGAUGAAGUUGAAGAUCCUGCAAAUUCUGUGUGAUGACGCCUUCGAUGUAGCAGAUUUAAGAGCUGAAAUCGAUACCCGAGAAGAAUCUGAAAUUGGAUAUGAUCCUGAUGGAGUUAUUGCUGAUCUUCCUGAAAAUGGACCUAGAAGGGUCCACCCAAGAUUUGCUAAAACCUCAGCUUGCAAGGAGAAAGAGCUUAGUGAAGUUGUUGGAGUGAACCAUGGGGUAAGCUCAAUGAACGAGUCAAAAACUUUGAGUUCAAGAUGUACUGAUGGUGGUCCUAAUGGACUUAGCUCAGAUCUGGAUGGAAAUAGUGAUGAAUGUAGGCUCUGCGGCAUGGAUGGAACGUUGCUAUGCUGUGAUGGAUGCCCUUUAGCAUAUCACUCAAGAUGUAUUGGCGUGGUCAAAAUGUAUAUACCAGAUGGGCCGUGGUAUUGUCCAGAAUGCACUAUCAACAAAAUGGGGCCAACUAUUGCUCAUAAAACCUCACUCAGGGGAGCAGUGUAUUUUGGAGUGGAUCCUCAUGGGCGACUCUUCUUGGGUACAUGCAACCACUUACUGGUGCUUCAAAACUCUGUCCAUGCGGAUACAGAUAUCAACUACUACAAUGUCACUGACAUUCCAAAAGUUGUACUGGUGCUUUUGUCUGCAACGAACCAUAGACUGGAAUAUCUGUCUAUAUGCAAAGCCAUCUCACAAUACUGGGAUCUGCCUGGAAUUGUGAUCUCCUCUCUGAGAGCAGUGGAGACUGAUUUAUGUCACACGGAAAAAGAAGAGGGCGACGAGGUGUCAGACCUAAUUAAGCCUGAUAGUGCAAGUAGUUCCAGUAGAAGUAAUAGUCAAGACACAUUUGGCCUUUGCGCAUCUGCUUCAGGCUAUGUUGGCGGCCCUGUUUUAGGAAGAUCAAGUGGAACGCAGGAGAAGAGUUGGGCUGCUGGCAUUACACACAAGGGUUUAUCAUUUAAACCUCACACAUACAUUAAUCAUUACACAAACGGAGAAUUGGCCGCAUCAGCUGCUGCUACUUUGGCUGUCCUAUUGUCAGAGGAAACCCAUGAACCUGAUGCACACAAGUUUAGUAAUGCCAAGAAAGCUGCCUCGAGUAACAUCUUGCUACAGAUGAAAGCAUUUUCGUUAGUAGCCUCAAGUUUUUUCUGGCCAAGUCCUGAUAAGAAGGAAAUUACCAGGGAAAGGUGUGGUUGGUGUCAUUCUUGUAAACUCACAACAGCAAGUAGGAGAGGAUGCAUGUUAAAUGCAGCUGUAACUGGGGCCACCAAAAGUGCUGUGAAAAUCUUCAGUGGCCUUUUUCCUCUGAAGAACGGGGAUGGAGUACUCUCUAGUAUUGCAGCAUAUAUCCUAUAUCUUGAGGAAAGCUUACGUGGUCUCAUUGUGGGGCCAUUUCUCAGUGAGAGUCUCAGGAAACAGUGGCGUAAGAGGCUAGAGGAAGCCUCAACAUGCAAAGCGAUGAAAGCUCUCCUGCUUGAGCUUGAGGAAAAUAUUUGCAGUAUUGCUCUGUCAAGCGAUUGGCUUAAACUAAUGGAUGAUUGGUUGAUAGAAUACUCUAUCUUUCAAAGCGGUCGAUUUACUGUUGGGACCACACAGAAACGUGGACCUGGUAGGAGGAGGAGGAACCAGGCUGAAGUUUCAACCGAAGGUGCUGAUGAUGAUAGCUUUACUUGGUGGCGAGGGGGGAAGUUAUCAAAAGUGAUACUCCUGAAGGCAGUCUUGUCGAAGCCAAAGAUAAAGAAAGCAGCUUGGCAAGGUGGUCUGAAAAAGUUUCCUGAAGUUAGUUAUUGUGAAGGUUCUUACAUUCCUAAAAGAAGUAGGCAGUCUAUUUGGAAAGCCGCAGUUGGAAGUAGCAAAAAUAUUUCUCAGCUUGCUCUUCAGGUUAGAUACCUGGAUACGAAUAUAAGAUGGAGUGAACUUGUACGCCCAGAGCAAAACGUGCCAGAUGUUAAAGGUUCAGAGACAGAGGCUGCUGUUUUUAGGAACGGUAGAAUUUGUGACAAGAGGAUUAUAGAUAACAAGGUUAGAUAUGGAGUUGCCUUUGGAAAUCAAAAGCAUCUUCCAUCUCGUGUCAUGAAGAAUGUCAUCGAAGUCGAGAAAUCUGAAGAUGGAAACGAAAAGUAUUGGUUUCAUGAAGCACGUGUUCCCUUAUAUUUGACUAAAGAGUAUGAAGAAAGUUUGCAUAAGGUCUAUGUCCCUUCCAUUAAGAAGCCAUCAAAAAUUUUAUCAAAGCUCCAGAAAAAGCAACUGAAAGCUUCUCGAGCAAACAUAUUUUCUUAUCUAGCCUCUAGGAGGGACAACACGGAGAAGUGUUCUUGUGCGUCAUGUCAUCUUGAUAUUUUAUUGAGGGAUGCAACAACAUGUAGUGCUUGCCAAGGCUUCUGUCACAAGGAAUGUACUACGAGUACACAACACACAGCUGGGAACGUUAAAGUUCUGGUGACCUGCAAACGGUGCUACCUUGCAAGGACUCGUUCGCUAAUCAAUAUCAGUCAAAGACAUCCAACAACACCCACUGUGCUUAUCAAUGGACAGCAGCAUCAAAACGCAGUCACUCCAGUCAUUAAGACGCAGAUAAAGCAUCAAAACGCAAUCACUCCAGUCAUUAAGACGCAGAUAAAGCCUCCUAAUCAACAGUUACCAUCUUUGAACAUACGCGACAGUGCCUCAGGAGUUAAACAAAUCACUCCUGAUUCUAAUGUCGCUUCCAAGAGUAAACAAAAGACAUUGUCUUGGGGGAUCAUAUGGAGGAAAAAGAACGUUGAGGAUACAGGUGUUGCCUUCAGACAUCAACAUGUUCUGUUGGCUGCACAAUCUGAUCGGCCGAAUCUUGAACCAGCGUGCUGGAUCUGCAAACUGCCGUAUAACCCUGCUCUAACAUACAUUCAUUGUACAAGCUGUGAUAAGUGGUACCACAUUGAAGCGGUUAAGCUCGAGGAGUCGAAAAUUCCUGAAGUUGUCGGGUUCAAGUGUUGCAAAUGCCGUCGUAUACGAUCACCAGAUUGCCCUUACAUGGAUCCUAAACUCAUGGAACAGAAGCAGAUGAAAAAGGUAGUCUUCAAGAGGCAGCAGAAACAUCAUGGGCCAGGAUAUAUCGGAAUGGAUUCUGAUUCUGAAAGAAUGUCUGAAUCAAAAGACUCACUGCCCUCUACUCCCUCGUUUGCUUUGGAAGAUGCGUUUGUUCCAGAGGAUGAUCCUCUCUUGGUGUCAGUCUCAAAAGUCGAACAAAUUCCGCCUACCAAAUUAGAUGUGGAAUGGAACGGCGAUAGUUCUGUGCCGGGACCCCAGAAGCUACAAGUUAGGAGACGAGUGAAACGUGAAGACACAGAAGGGAAUGAAAAUAAUAUUUCUUACACCGAUUUCUCGACGCAUUCCGAAUCACAGCUUUUUGUGAAGCCAGAAACGGAACCAACAUUGCCUGUCAUGGAAUGGGAUGCAUCUGGCAACAACAACAACAACAACAUGGUUGAAGGCGAGCUGAUGUUUGACUACGAAGAUAUGGAAUUCGAACCCCAAACCUAUUUCUCGCUGAACGAGUUGCUUACAACAGAUGAUAGUGGCCAGUGCAAUGGAUAUGGCAAUGACAAGGAUGCUUCAGGAAACAUGGAUAACCCAAACCCAAACCCCCAGGUGGAGACGAUGGAACAAUGCGGAGCAUUUCUGUAUGAGAACACAAUUCCAUGUCAGAUAUGUAUGCAUGUGGAGCCAGGACCUGAUCUCACAUGCCAGACUUGUUCCAUGACAAUACAUUCUCACUGUUCUCCAUGGGAGGAGGAAUCUACUUGCACCGGAGGUAGCUGGAGAUGCGGUCGUUGCCGCGAGUGGAUGUAG